Molecule: messenger RNA, 1228 nt
Organism: Oppia nitens
Lineage: Eukaryota; Metazoa; Arthropoda; Arachnida; Sarcoptiformes; Oppiidae
Exons: 5
Coding region: 87-1169 (360 amino acids)
Source: RefSeq, a predicted model, not a curated record
AGUAAAUCUACAAAUUUUCAAUAAUUUAAUUCUAAAAACUAAUAUUUAUUUUUAUUAUUAAUAUUAAUAAAUUAAAUUUUUAUAAAAUGAAAUCAAUUGUAUGUUUAUUACUAGUCUCUACAUUAGCACUGACUUCAGGCAAUGAAUUAGAAGAGACCGCAAAAAGUGUUAUUUCAAAAAUUCACGGUUCAUUUGGUGGACAAAACCAAUUGAAUGCAUUUCUCGAUAAAUCCAAGACAUUAGAGACACCAAACAAUGAUUUGGUCAGAAAAAGUGAUGGCAUUCUUGUGGCCGAAGGUAUCGGUAGUAUUGGAGCGACGUCUGUAAUAGUGGCCAGAGGUCGACAAAGUGUCGCCGUAUCGACACAGUAUGGUUUAGGUGCCGGGGUUUUGGCCAGUGUUUCGGUUGAUUAUCAUUCAAAUGCUUUGAAUGCAACCGACACUGAAUUGAGAAAACGACAAAUGAUUUCUAUGAAGAAACCGUUUUAUGACAAAUAUGUACAGCCAAUUGUCGACAAAAAAUCCAAAUCAGAUCAAACAGUUGUUGUUGUGGUUGAAAAUGUGAAUAACGAGGAAAAUGUUUGGUUUAACGAUAAUAUGGAAAUAAACAUUAAAGCCGUUUCUGGUUUUGUUUUGGGAACCGUUACCACUGUUUCAUUAAAUAAUGAUUUGAAUGAAACUGCUAAUCAUAUGCUCUCAAAUAUUGACUGUCAAUUUGGAGGAAAGAAAGGACAAAACAAUUUGAAAACUAAUGAUUUUAUUCAUAAUUUGAACAAUAAUUCUAAUAAGAAAUCUCAAAAUUCUGGAUAUUAUGGAGUGGGUGUCGGAGCCGGAGGUGUCCUAUCAAUACAAGUAUAUAACGGCAAUAAUAAUGUGAAUAUUAGCAGUCUGUAUGGAUUAAGAGCUGUUGGAUUAAGCGGUUAUAAGUCUGAACAUAACAGUGCUCUCAGUAAUGAAAAUAAAGAGUUAAAAGCAAAACAAAUGAGUCAAACACUAUCUAACAAAUAUGUAAAUCCAAUAACUGAUAAAAAAGGAUCUCUUGGUAUACUAUUUGCCGCUGAGGGCGAAGCAAAGGGUGAGGCAUUGGUGGCCACUCGUGACGGAUACUUAGCUUCCGGUACUUACGGUGCCUUUCAAUUGGGUGCUCUCACAGAUGUUUCGACUAAAUAACUUAAAUUAUUUUAUUUAUCUUAAAUAAGUUAAAAUAUUACUAUAAUUAUAAAAUAUAG